UGAAACCGACGUGCACACACACAUAUACAAACCGGGGUAUUUCACAGCUAAGGUAACGAAGAGCACAUGAUGUAAAUAUUGGAGAGCAGAAAUAUAUAUAAACGGUCGCAACAGCUGUAGGAUAUCAGUCUGAGUUGAAGAACUAAACAAGCAGCUCCAUAAACAAGAUGAAGCUCUGCAUCAUGCUCGUGUUCGGGACCCUGCUCGCCCUCGUUUACGGAAUGCCUCCGAUAAGCAGGGACUACAACACACACUGCAGGUGUGUUCAGGUGGAGUCGAGGAUCAUCCCUCCAGACAGCCUGAGGAGCAUCAAGCUGGUCCCUGAAGGGCCCCACUGCCCCAACAAAGAAGUCAUAGCUGGACUGGCGAGCGGGGAGAAGGUGUGCCUGAACCCUCGGUCCUCCUGGGUGAAGAAGCUGAUCCACUUUGUUCUUGAAAAACAACUCCACCAGCAGGGAGAAACACCUCCCAAGAAUCUUAAGUGAAAAGAUCAAAGUCGCUCCUCUCUGCAGCUAUGAGCCAUGCUGUUUUACUUUUACACAUAUAUUAUUACUAUGUAUGUUGUUCUAAGCGUUAGAAGUGUGUUAUUGUGUGAAGGAAGUAAAUAGAAAGUGUUGCAAGACUGUGUGUGUGUGUAAGAUAUUUAAUUGUGCUUGUAAAGAAAUCAAGUGUGACUGAGAUGCAUGUAGAACUUUUGGUUGUGUGACCCUUUGAAAGCAGACACUGCAUGUAGCAUGAAAUAUGUAAUGUGACGCAAGAAAUGAUCGCUUGCGUGUGAGACAGCAAAUAAAUGUUUAUCAAGCAAAA
This is a messenger RNA of Cottoperca gobio, 807 nucleotides long. Its product is annotated as interleukin-8-like. The record is from RefSeq and is a predicted model, not a curated record. Gene Ontology annotation, biological process: chemotaxis; defense response; immune response. NCBI's taxonomy places the organism in Eukaryota, Metazoa, Chordata, Actinopteri, Perciformes, Bovichtidae. Gene Ontology annotation, cellular component: extracellular region. Gene Ontology annotation, molecular function: chemokine activity. The transcript has 3 exons. The coding region runs from base 168 to 485 and encodes 105 amino acids.